Molecule: messenger RNA, 1322 nt
Organism: Leptopilina heterotoma
Lineage: Eukaryota; Metazoa; Arthropoda; Insecta; Hymenoptera; Figitidae
Gene: Trm7-32
Product: putative tRNA (cytidine(32)/guanosine(34)-2'-O)-methyltransferase
Exons: 5
Coding region: 146-1249 (367 amino acids)
Biological process (GO): cytoplasmic translation; tRNA methylation
Cellular component (GO): cytoplasm
Molecular function (GO): tRNA methyltransferase activity
Source: RefSeq, a predicted model, not a curated record
UUACCGCUGGAGGUCCUAACCUCAAAAGUGUCUACAUUUUCUUUGCAAAAACCGCAAAAGUAUUUCAGUGUUUUUCAGUUAGAAUAUAAAUAUUUUAAUAGUUCUGUGAUUUGAAAACAGUAAAUUCGUUUUGUUUUAUAGCAAAAUGGGCAAAACAACGAAAGAUAAGCGAGAUAUAUACUACAGAAAAGCAAAAGAGGAAGGAUACAGAGCACGCAGCGCUUAUAAACUUCUUCAUAUUGACAACAAAUUUAACAUUUUUGAAGGAGUUUCAAGAGCGGUCGAUUUGUGUGCUGCUCCAGGAAGUUGGAGUCAAGUGUUAUCCAAACGAUUGAAUGAAGUUUACAAAGAAGAAGUUGCCAAGGGAAGAGAUGUUCAACCACCAAAAAUAAUAUCAGUCGAUCUACAGGCAAUGUCGCCGAUAGAAGGUGUAACCCAAAUUCAAGGCGAUAUCACAAAAGUCUCAGUGGCAGAAGAAAUAAUAUCACAUUUUGGAAAUGAAAAUGCCGAUUUAGUGGUCUGCGAUGGUGCACCAGAUGUCACUGGACUACACGAUAUGGACGUAUUUGUCCAAUCUCAGCUACUUUUAGCUGCUUUGAAUAUUACAACACAUAUCCUUAAACCAAUGGGAACAUUUGUGGCAAAAAUAUUUCGAGCAGAUGACAUGUCUCUUCUUUAUUCUCAAUUGAAAAUAUUUUUCUCAUCUGUCAUUGUAACAAAACCACCCAGCUCGCGUAAUUCCAGCUUUGAAGCGUUUGUCGUUUGUAAAAAUUAUUCUCUACCAAAUGGUUACAAACCGCACAUGAUGAAUCCGUUAUUAACUAAUGAAAAGUGCAGUUUUCAAGAAUUAGAAGGAAUCAAUAAAUGUAUUGUUCCCUUUGUUGUUUGCGGAGAUCUCAAUGGACCUGAUUCAGACACAUCGUAUCCAUUAGAUUCAGAAGGAACAUCAUUUAAAUACUGUAAACCAACGCAGUCUCCAAUAGCACCGCCAUAUGAAGAGGCGAUGAUUUUACUCCAGAAAACAAGACUUGGAAAAGCCGAUGGAAGUGUUGUGGUGUUAAAUUCAAUGUUAGAAUCAAUAAGUGACAUGAUAAUAAAAAAUAAGAAAGGAAAUGAAAAUCUUGAGGAAGGGAAAAUUGACGUUAGAGAAAAUGCAGAAGAACAGGAACUAUUAUCAAAGAAUGAAGACGAUGAUAUUGAAUCAUCGGUUGAGAGUGUAAAGAAAAUGAUAGAAGAAAUGAAUUUGUAAAUUAAAUUGUAUUUUUUAGCGUUACUGACUAAUUAAUAACUAAUAAUAAGAAUAAAAUACAAUAUAAUUACAA